Linum tenue is the source of this 2203-nucleotide messenger RNA. NCBI's taxonomy places the organism in Eukaryota, Viridiplantae, Streptophyta, Magnoliopsida, Malpighiales, Linaceae. The record is from the annotation of a GenBank genome assembly.
ACUAUGUUGUAAUGGUACUUGAUGACAUAUUUUACUUAAGUUAACUAAGUGGAGUUUGCUUAUUUGGAUUUGACAAGUUUAACUCUUUCAAUCAUACUGCAACAAGUUGUUUAGGAGUUGUUUAGUUCUCGCGGCGUAGCCGCGGGUAUUGAUUCUAGUGAAUGUUAACAGUUAACGUGCUAUAACAGCUUCUUCUCAUCAAUUUGAAGGAGCCAUAAAAGUGCCGCCAUAAUCACCAAACCCAGAAAAGGGGAAUCCUUCACACCUUCUGUACACAGCAAUCAUCCCACUAAAACUUGCUCUAUCAAUAGAAGAAAAGUCAAUUAGAUUGAUUAGUCCAUUCAAUGCACCAUGGUAGAUUGCCUUGGGUUUCUGAAAACUGCAAUUUCUUAAACAAAAAGAGUCAAACAAAUUCCCUCAAUCCCAUGUGCCUCACCUUCUUGCUCUGCAAGAACUCGAGGAGAUCCGCCAUUAAUGGCGGACCAAAGCAAGCAAGCAAGAAGAAGAAAAAGGGACAAAAAAGACGCAAAGUGAACCUUUGACAAAUACCCCAUUCUUCCCCCACCCUCAAUUAAUCCCUGGGUGCCAAAAUCAUUCGUUCUCCAUACCAAAGCCAUGGGCUUGAAGCACCAUAGCUCGAGACCCACUUACGUUUCAUCAUCUCCUCGCCACAAUCGAAUCCCCAUGAAAUUCUCCAAAUUCAUCACCUGGGCAGCCAUUUUCUUCACUUCCCUCUUCCUAUUCCUCUCCCCACUUACCCAAUUCCACUCCCGCUCCUCCUCCUUUUCUUCCCUCCCCUCCGCCGCAAAACCCUUCUCCGGCGACCUCCGCGACGCCAACUUCCCCUGGAACAAGCUCUGUUUCGGCCCCACCACCACAUCCGACAAGCUCAAGCUCGCCGUCUUCUCCAAGACGUGGCCGAUCGGCGCCAACCCGGGCGGAAUGGAGCGCCACGCCGCCACCCUCUACCGCGCCCUCGCCGACAAGGGCCACGAGAUCCACGUCUUCACCGUCCCUUCCGACCGCCGCCCGCACCCUGAAAUCCACGACAACAACCUCCACGUCUACUUCGCCGCCAACGACCACGGAUCCGUCAACUGCUCCCUCGCCUUCGAGAUCUUCCACAAAAUCAACGCCGCCGCUCGCCCCUUCGACUACGUCCACACGGAGAGCGUCUCGCUGCCGCACUGGCGCGCCAAGGCGGUGCCCAACACGGCCGUGACGUGGCACGGGAUCUGGUACGAGAUCAUGCACUCCAAGCUGUUCGAGGAGCUGUUUGAGAACCCCAGAGGGGAAUUGGGGGCGGGGGCGACCCCGGCGGCGGCGGAGCUUGCGGUGGCCAUGCCGAAGCUUCUGGACGAGAUCAGGUUUUUCAGGAGCUACAAGCAGCACAUCUGUAUCAGUAAUAGCGCCGGCGAGGUGCUGGUGAAGAUUUACCAGCUGCCGCAGAGGAAUGUCCAUGUCAUUCUCAAUGGAGUGGAUGAUUCCAAAUUUGCUUACAAUCCUGAUGCAGGGGAGGAAUUCAGGGAGAAAUACGGCAUUCCAGGCAAUGCUACUCUGGUAAUGGGAGUGGCAGGCAGGCUGGUUCGGGACAAAGGCCACCCGAUUCUCCACGAGGCAAUGUCGUCGCUGAUCUCAAGGUACCCCGGAAUCUGCCUGGUGGUGGCCGGAUCAGGCCCCUGGGGAAGAAGGUACGCCGAGCUGGGUCCAAACGUGAAGGUCCUAGGCGCACUGGAACCAUCUCAGCUGUCGCAGUUCUACAACGCGAUCGACGUGUUCGUGAACCCUACGAUGAGGCCGCAGGGGCUGGACCUGACUCUGAUCGAAGCAAUGCACUGCGGGAAGCCCGUCGUGACGCCCAAUUACCCCAGCAUUACCGGCACGGUGGUGGUGGACGACCGGUUCGGGUACACGUUCUCGCCGAACGUGAAGUCGCUGGUGGAGGCUCUGGAGGUGGUGAUCGGAGAUGGGGUUGGUGUGAUGCGGAGGAAGGGGAUGGCGUGCAGGAAGUAUGCUGGGUCGAUGUUUACCGCCGGGAAGAUGGCGGCUGCUUAUGAAAGGUUUUUUCUGUGUAUGAAGAACAGUAGAUACUGUCAAUACCCUCUUCCCACUGACUGUUGAUAGGAGAAAAGAAAACCCAUCAAAGAUGUUAUAUAUGACUCACUGGUUGCAUUCUUUGUAGUAAGGUUCUGAUUAAUUCAGG